CGUAUAUCAGGGCAAUGGGGAAUAUAUCUUUUUCAUAUUCGAUAAAAAUAAGUUGAGAACCCCUGUUACUGUCUGAUAAGUCAGUGGUAACCAAUUUACAGUCUGUCAAAUGGUUCAUCAGGUGUAAACAACUGUGAACGAACAGAACGAAAUGGAUCAAAUAAAAAUCUCGAAGGUGGGGAACGUGAGGAUUUUAGAUAAAUAUAGUAACAAUCAUUCUGUUGGUACUCUUUAUUUAACUGUAACACAUCUUAUAUUUACAGAACGAAGUGGAAAAAAAAAGAUCUGGGUGUUAUAUACUCACAUUGCGAAUAUAGAGAAGCAGCCACUGACUACAACAGGCUCCCCAUUAUGUAUUAAAUGUAAACACUUUUUCAUUGUAACAUUUGUUAUUCCAAAAGAACGAGAUUGCCAUGAUAUAUAUCUUACUCUCUCAAAAUUGUCUUGCCCAGUAAGUUUAGAUGAUCUUUAUUGUUUUCAUUAUCAAGAGAACAAAGACACCUUACCGCAACAUGCAGGAUGGAAUUUUUUUAAUGUACAAAGUGAAUUUCAAAGGCAAGGUGUUCCAAAUGAAGAAUGGUCUCUGACGUAUUUAAAUACAAAUUACGAGCUUUGUGAUACUUAUCCAAAAUAUUUGUAUGUACCUAGUACAUGUGCCAACAGUAUCUUGAUAGGCAGUGCAAAGUUUAGAAGUAGAGGAAGAUUGCCAGUUUUAACAUAUUUAUAUUCCAACAAGGCUGUUAUCUGCCGAUGUAGUCAACCUUUAUCGGGAUUUAGUGCACGAUGUCCCGAGGACGAACAAAUGAUGUACAAUAUUUUGCGGACAAAUCCUAAUUCUAAAUAUAUGUACGUUGUAGAUACGCGACCACGAAUUAAUGCCUUUGCUAAUAGAGCUACAGGAAAAGGAUAUGAGAACGAGAACUUUUAUGACAACAUAAAAUUUCACUUCUUUGGUAUUGAAAAUAUUCAUGUAAUGAGAACAAGCUUAAACAAAUUAAUAGAAUUACAAAGGAUGACAUCAAUGAGUGCAUUUUUAAGUGGUUUGGAAAGCAGUGGGUGGUUGAAACAUAUACGAUCUAUUUUAGAGACUGCUUGGUUUAUUGCUAGAGCAGUUUCAAAUGGAGUUAGCGUAGUAGUGCAUUGUAGUGAUGGUUGGGAUCGCACUGCUCAAGUAUGUUCAUUGAGUGCUUUAUUACUGGAUCCAUUUUACAGGACAAUUCAAGGUUUUCAAGCACUGAUAGAAAAAGAUUGGUUAUCGUUUGGACAUAAGUUUAGUGACCGAUGUGGUCACAUUAACUGUGAUAACAAAGAAUUAGCCCCAAUUUUUACUCAGUUCGUUGAUGCAACAUAUCAAUUGUUGCAACAGUAUCCCCAUAAGUUUCAAUUUAACGAAUUUUUUUUGAUAACUCUUCAUGAUCAUGUACACAGUUGUCAACAUGGUACUUUUAUAGGGAAUUCAGAAAAAGAAAGACAAAUUCUCAGAGUAUCAGAAAGAACAUAUUCUCUAUGGGGAUACAUUGCAAAUAAUAUGCAUGAAUAUAUAAAUCCUUUAUACAAAUGCAAUCGUUUCAAUGAAGAAACUAAUCCUGUUCUCCAACCUAAAUUGGCUCCACAGUGCAUUAUUUUAUGGCGAGGAUUGUACUUUAGAUUCGAGAAUGGUAUUCAUCCGAGAGAAACGUACGAAGAUUAUCUUUCGAUAAUGCAUGAUCAUACCAGUUGUUUAGAAGAUCACGUUAAGCUUCUCAUAAAGAGAGUUAACUCUUUGAGUUCAGUAUUGAAUUUAAAUAACAUUAAAAAAAAAGGAGUACAAGGGAAACUAAAAUUCGAUAAUAAAUACACGAUGGAUCCAUUAUCUGAAACCAUCAUAGAAAAUACACCAACUCACGAAGAGAAAGCAAAGUGUAAGAUAAAAAUUAGUCAGUUACAAAACGAAUUGAAAACAGUUUCCUUGGACUGGAAGUUAUUCCGUAACAUGGAAGAGUGUGUAUGUUCUACUACAUUUGACGCAUUUAAUAAAAAGCAUCACUGUUGGUCAUGUGGGGAGGUAUUAUGCACAAGAUGCAUGGGUGCACACACUAUUCUUGCUGGACAUAAUUCACAACGUGCAGUGCCUACUUGUAAGUCUUGUACACAGAAUUCCAGUAUUCCUUCUACUAGUCCCUAAAUUUAUUCCUUUGAACACUUAUUUAAAUUUGUAAUCUGUACCUAAAAUGUAUAUUAUUAGAUUAUAUAACAUUAAGGUAGAAAUAAGAUAGUAACGUAAACUAAAAAAUUUGAUCUGAUGGAAACUGUUAAUAGGGAAUUGUAUAUUUCACAUUUCUUUUUUUUAUAUGUAUUCGAACCAAAGCAUGUCGAUUUUAAAGAAACAGGAUAUAUAACAUAAGAAAGUAUUACGAAUAAAAACAAUUUUAUUUUAACGA
Messenger RNA from Bombus pascuorum, 2420 nucleotides. RefSeq names its product myotubularin-related protein 6 (gene Mtmr6). The record is from RefSeq and is a predicted model, not a curated record. Gene Ontology annotation, biological process: dephosphorylation. Gene Ontology annotation, molecular function: phosphatase activity; metal ion binding. Bases 152 to 2164 code for a protein of 670 amino acids. The transcript has 13 exons. NCBI's taxonomy places the organism in Eukaryota, Metazoa, Arthropoda, Insecta, Hymenoptera, Apidae.